AUGCCUACCAUCUUCCCAACAUGGCCCCACAUCAUCUUCGGCAUUGUUGAGCCCAUCUCCUUAGUCGCGGGCAGUCUCAGCCCCAUUUUCGAUCUCAACGGCUUCAUCUACGGCCAAACACCCCAUGUCCCGGCCCCAACUUUCCAACAUCCCAGCAGUGUAGCACUUGCCUACCAACUAGGCAACCUCUACAACCUCCUUUUCCUCGUCGGAGUUGGCGUGCUGCACGCAACUACGGAGCCCAAGGUUCUUCGAAACUACCUGAUUGCUCUGGCGAUCGCCGAUAUCGGCCAUGUGUACGCCACAUACAUCGCGAUGGGCUGGGAUGCGUUUGUGGAUGUCGGUGGUUGGAAUGCGCUAACAUGGGGAAAUAUCGGAGCUACCGCGUUCCUGUUCGUGAACCGAGUGCUUUACUUCAUGGGUGUCUUUGGACAAGCCAAGGCGCCGAAGAUUGCGGGGAAGAAAGAGUGA
Messenger RNA from Penicillium pulvis, 471 nucleotides. RefSeq lists its product as uncharacterized. The record is from RefSeq and is a predicted model, not a curated record. Lineage: Eukaryota; Fungi; Ascomycota; Eurotiomycetes; Eurotiales; Aspergillaceae. The coding region runs from base 1 to 471 and encodes 156 amino acids. The transcript has 2 exons.